Molecule: messenger RNA, 2445 nt
Organism: Oryzias latipes (Japanese medaka)
Lineage: Eukaryota; Metazoa; Chordata; Actinopteri; Beloniformes; Adrianichthyidae
Product: ATP-dependent translocase ABCB1-like
Biological process (GO): transmembrane transport
Cellular component (GO): apical plasma membrane
Molecular function (GO): ABC-type transporter activity; ATP hydrolysis activity; ATP binding
Source: RefSeq, a predicted model, not a curated record
GGUUAGGAGAGCUAUUGAUCCUUGUCAGAGAAAGAUCGCAGUUCUUUUCCCUCAUGUUUGUAACUAUUGAAUGCGUGUCGUUCGUCACCAUGUUUCUGCAGGGAUUCUGUUUUGGUAAAUCAGGAGAGGUUCUCACCUUGAAACUGAGACUCGGCGCCUUUAAGGCAAUGUUGAGACAGGAUCUUGGUUGGUUUGACGAUUCCAAAAACAGUGUGGGAGCACUCACCACAAGACUUGCCACAGAUGCAGCACAAGUACAAGGGGCAACUGGAGCUCGUUUGGCAACAGUGGCCCAGAACUUUGCUAACCUCGGGACUGGCAUUAUUUUAGCCUUUAUCUACGGCUGGGAGCUGACUUUGCUGGUCUUGGCCGUUGUGCCAAUAAUAGCGGUGGCCGGAGCUGUGGGAAUGCAGAUGCUCACUGGACACGCAGCUGAAGACAAAAAGGAGCUGGAGAAAGCCGGAAAGAUUGCCACAGAGGCCAUAGAGAACAUUCGCACUGUUGCAUCUCUCACCAGAGAAGCCAAAUUUGAGUCUUUGUACCAGGAAAACCUCAAAGUACCAUACAAGAACUCCCAGAAAAAGGCCCAUACGCAUGGUUUUACGUUCUCAUUCUCCCAGUCCAUGAUCUACUUUGCCUAUGCAGGUUGUUUCCGCUUUGGUGCCUGGCUCAUAGUCCAAGGAAGGAUGGAUGUUGAGGGGGUUUUCCUUGUGAUUUCAGCCGUUUUGUUCGGCGCCAUGGCCGUUGGGGAAGCCAACUCCUUCGCACCGAACUACGCCAAGGCCAAAAUGUCUGCUGCCCACCUGAUGAUGCUGAUAAACAAAGUGCCCGACAUCGACAAUCUGUCAAACGAAGGGGAGACCCCGGAUAAAUUUAACGGCAACGUGAUCUUUAAGGAUGUGAGGUUUAACUACCCCUCACGCCCCGAUGUUCCCAUCCUUAAAGGGCUCAAUCUGAAGGUGAAAAAGGGAGAAACUUUGGCUCUGGUUGGCAGCAGCGGGUGUGGAAAGAGCACCACCAUCCAGCUGCUGGAGCGUUUCUAUGACACUAAGGAGGGGAAAGUGGUCUUGGAUGAUGUGGAUAUCAAACAACUAAACAUCCACUGGCUGAGAUCUCAGAUUGGGAUUGUUUCCCAGGAGCCCGUGCUGUUCGACUGCACUCUGGCUGAGAACAUCGCGUAUGGCGACAACAGCCGCACAGUAACCAUGGAGGAAAUUGAGGCUGCUGCCAAAGCCGCCAACAUUCACAAAUUUAUAGAGGAACUGCCACAGAGGUACAACACUCAGGCAGGUGAUAAGGGGACUCAGCUGUCUGGUGGUCAGAAGCAGCGAAUAGCCAUAGCCCGAGCUAUUCUUCGCAACCCCCAAGUUCUGCUGCUGGAUGAAGCCACCUCUGCACUGGACACUGAGAGCGAGAAGGUUGUACAGGACGCUCUGGACCAGGCCAGUAAAGGCAGGACAUGCAUCAUCGUGGCCCACCGUCUGUCCACCAUCCGCAAUGCAGACCGCAUAGCUGUAUUCCAGGGGGGAGUGGUGGUGGAGCAAGGGACGCAUCAGCAGCUGCUGGCAAAGAAGGGAGUCUACCACAUGCUGGUCACCACACAGCUCGGCCAUGGGACGAAUUGAGAACCCAUUUCUGGCCUCUGAGGGUCGGGCUGAGCACUUGUGCCUUUUCUGAGCUUCACAUUUGUGCAGUUAUAUUCAUCCUGAGCAGCUUCGUCAGAUCAGCUAGGGGCUGAAUACACGGACACUUCCUCCUGUGAGUUUAUAAUCUGUUUAACAACUCUGCUGCUGUUGAUUAGGAGUGUUGGCUGCGUUUGAACUUGUGGGGCACACUGAAAUGCGUCCUCUAGAACUUUAAUUAUUCUGGACUCUAAAUACAUUUCAAACCAAUGAGAACUACUUUUAUUUACCCUGAGAAAAGCUUACAGAUGGAUAUCAUGCAUCACGACAUUUAAAAUCUCCACAUUGACCUUGGAAGAGGUGAUCAAUCUUAUUAAAUUAUGGGGGAAAUUUGUCAUUGAUGUCUGGAAAAAAGCAGAAACCAGUUUAUUUUUUUGGGAUGAAGCAAAUGGAAGCAUGCUUAAUUUGAAAUGCUUUUUGUUAGGUGCAUUAAAUAUGUGAUUCAUGCACUUUAUUAAUGCUAGAAGUGCAAUACUGUCCCACCAAGUAUGACUUUUAUUACUGGAACCGUCGCUGCAUAUUAGGACAAAUGUUUGGGUAUUGGAAGCGUUAUGAUAGCUGUGGAUGAUUAGACCAAAAUGCAGGUAGAACCAAAGUGCCUGAUCAGCUUAACCAAGAAUACUGUCAACAAAGAAAAAAAAAAAAAAAGUUGAAAUUAAUGCUAAUGUACAUGAAUGCUCUAAUCCUGUUUAUUAAUUAAUAACUUAUCUUUUGUAGAAAGUUCUGAUAUGUAUCUAUUAAAGUUUUGUAUUCAAAAGCAAAA